Messenger RNA from Trematomus bernacchii (emerald rockcod), 1326 nucleotides. RefSeq names its product chitinase-3-like protein 1. Gene Ontology annotation, cellular component: extracellular region. Gene Ontology annotation, biological process: carbohydrate metabolic process; chitin catabolic process. The transcript has 11 exons. The record is from RefSeq and is a predicted model, not a curated record. The coding region runs from base 1 to 1326 and encodes 441 amino acids. Gene Ontology annotation, molecular function: chitinase activity; chitin binding. NCBI's taxonomy places the organism in Eukaryota, Metazoa, Chordata, Actinopteri, Perciformes, Nototheniidae.
AUGUGCAGGUUCACGCUCACCACAGAUAAGACACACUGGUCAAGUCUCUGUUUGAUCAUCGCCAGCUUGGCCUCUUCCUCCAGGCUGGUGUGUUACUAUGACAGCGAGGCUGCAGAUAGAGAGGAUGAGGGAAAGUUCACGGUUUCAGAUAUCGAUCCGAACAAGUGUACCCAUCUGAUCUAUGCUUUUUCUGACAUCAAUACCCAAAACGAGCUGGUCCCUAGCAGUGGGACUGACAUACAACGCUAUCAGUCCUUUAAUGGACUCAAAACCAGGAAUCCACUGCUCAAAACCCUGCUGGCUGUUGGUGGCUUGACCUUUGACACACAAAAAUUUACUGCAAUGGUGGCAACAAAACAAAACAGAGAAACAUUCAUCCAGUCUGCUAUAAAAGUAUUGAGAGAAAAUGGGUUUGAUGGGCUAAACCUUGACUGGAGGAACCCCAGAGGAGCAGGAAGCACAUCAAAGGACAAGCAGAGAUUCACAAUGCUUUGCAAGGAGCUCAAAGAGGCCUUUGAGUAUGAGGGGGAAACAAUUAACCGUGACAGCCUAAUCAUCUCUGCUAGUGUCUCUGCUGAGAAAGCAACCAUCGAUGCCAGUUAUCAAAUCCCACAGAUUGCCAAGCACCUGGAUUUCAUUAAUGUGUUGACAUUUGAUUUUCACGGCCCCUGGGAAAGUGUCACAGGACAUCACAGCCCCUUAUACAACGGAUCCCAGGACACAGGAAACAAAACGUACUCUAACACUGACUAUGCUAUGCGGUAUUGGCGGGACCGGGGAGCACCAGCACAAAAGCUAAACUUGGGGUUAGCGGCAUACGGGAGAGCUUUUGAUCUCUCCACUGCCUCCAGUGAUGUUGGAGCACCAGCGAAUGGUCCUGGUGAAGAAGGAUGUUACACUGGGGAAGAGGCUUCUGGGCUGCUUCCUUUUGUUCAGACAUGCCUUUAUCUUGAUGGAGUUACAUCCGAGCUGAUACUUGAUCAGAAAGCUCCAUAUGCCACCACAGAAAAUCAAUGGGUUGGAUUUGACAACAAAAAAAGCCUUGACACUAAGGUCAGUUACCUAAAGACUAACAACUUUGGAGGAGCGUUUCUUUGGUCUCUGGACCUAGAUGAUAUGAAUGGACAGUUCUGCAAAAUGGGCAACAACCCUUUCCUCAGCCACCUGCAUAAUCUCCUGUUAACCACUAAAACACCUUCUGGAAACGGCUGUGUUGGCCGAACGGGGCACUUCCCUAACCACUGUGACAAUGGGCGAGGUCAUCUCCAAAAGUGCUCAGCAGAUGUGGUCUUUAAAGCGUCCUGCACGUGCUGCACAAGGCCCUAA